AUGAAUAAAAUAUAUCACCUUUUUAACUACAUGCGUGAGUUCUCCCAUAUUCAAUUCGUCCACCCAGCUGUCAUGGCUCCCAGACAACAGGGCGCCAAUGCCUCAGCUUUGGAGAAAGAGAUUGGUCCGGAACAAUUUCCAGUCAAUGAGCAUUAUUUUGGUUUGGUUAAUUUCGGGAACACAUGCUACUGCAAUUCAGUUCUUCAGGCACUUUAUUUUUGUCGUCCAUUUCGAGACAAAGUCUUAGCAUACAAGAGUCAACCAAGAAAAAAAGAGAAUCUCCUUACAUGCUUAGCUGAUCUUUUCCACAGUAUAGCCACUCAGAAGAAAAAAGUUGGAGUAAUACCUCCCAAGAAAUUUAUAACAAGAUUACGAAAAGAAAAUGAGCUUUUUGAUAACUACAUGCAGCAGGAUGCACACGAAUUCUUAAACUAUCUAUUAAAUACAAUUGCGGAUAUCUUACAAGAGGAAAGAAAACAAGAGAAACAAAAUGGUCGCCUACCUAAUGGCAACAUCGACAAUGAAAAUAACAGUCCACCAGACCCAACCUGGGUUCAUGAAAUCUUUCAGGGAACAUUAACUAAUGAAACUAGAUGUCUUACUUGUGAAACUAUAAGCAGCAAAGAUGAAGACUUCUUAGACCUUUCAGUUGAUGUGGAGCAAAAUACUUCCAUCACUCAUUGUUUAAGGGGUUUCAGCAAUACAGAAACUCUGUGCAGUGAAUACAAAUAUUACUGUGAAGAGUGUCGCAGUAAGCAAGAAGCACAUAAAAGGAUGAAAGUAAAAAAGCUGCCUAUGAUUCUAGCUCUCCAUUUGAAGAGAUUUAAAUACAUGGAUCAGCUGCAUCGAUACACAAAACUCUCUUAUAGAGUAGUUUUUCCUUUAGAGCUUCGUUUGUUUAACACCUCAGGAGAUGCCACCAAUCCUGACAGAAUGUAUGACCUUGUUGCUGUGGUAGUUCAUUGUGGAAGUGGCCCUAAUAGAGGACAUUAUAUUGCAAUAGUGAAGAGUCAUGAUUUUUGGUUGCUUUUUGAUGAUGAUAUUGUAGAGAAAAUUGAUGCACAAGCUAUUGAAGAAUUCUACGGGUUGACAUCAGACAUCUCAAAGAACUCUGAGUCUGGUUACAUCCUCUUCUAUCAGUCCCGAGAUUGAGGGGGAGCUGUAGCGAAGAAAGAUUUUUAUGCCUCCCUUCUUUGACUAUCUUGGAAUGGAGCAAGCACUGAAGAAAGUAAUGCAGGAAGCUCCAGGGGCAGUAGCAGAGUUUGCACACAACUAAGCAAAGAAUUUGGGAUUUUUUAAAACUUCAUAUCAUUUUCAUUUUAUUUGCUCAGGUAUCAUAUUGACUACACAUCUCCACUGCAUCCCAUAAGCAAAAAGAGAGAUACCAGCCACUCUUGCAGGAGCUUUCAAUAGCUAAUAUUACCUUUGUGAUCCUAAUUCAAACCCUGUUAAGGUCACUGGAGAACUUUUCAUGGACUUCAGUGGAAUUUGAAUCAGGUUCGAACUGCACUGCCAGAUUAGUGCAAUAGGAGUAUUAGAAUUCUGAUAUUUUAUACAGACUUCUUGUAUAAAAAGUAAAGGACUUUUUGUGAACAUAAUUUCCUGUAUUUAAGUUGGAAAGAAUCAGGUUGGGAGGGUUAGUAUGUAAGCAAGAAGAUAUGUUUGGGCCCAACACAAUUGCCUUCUUGAUGGUAGUAGUUUAACUGCAAAUAUAAACUGGUGUCAGGGAGGCAAGUAUGUUUUGCUUCUCUGAAGAAGCUUACGUUAUUUAUAAUGUAUGAUCGGGAACAAUCAGUCCAGAUUAUGGCUUUUCAUCUCCGUAUGGGGAAAGAUUUGGUUUGUAAUAGUUUAUUUUUAUUUAUAAGUUAUUGUAACUUCUUAGGAUGCUGUGUGUUGUCCUUUAUUCUAACAAGUAUUUGAAAUUUUUUAUAUUGAUUUGAAUUAAAACUAAUUAUCUUUAAGUGUUAAAAAACAGCCAGUAUAAAUUCUAAAAACAAUGCCUACAAUGUCUUUAAAAUGAAUAUCAUGGAAGAGAGAUUUCCUUCUGGAGGAACUGGUGUCUGAGUGUGCUACUUUAUUUAAUUAAAUUAGAAUAUUCUCUUUUCAUUAGCGGGUGAAAAAAAAAAGAUCAAACUACUACAUAGAAGACUUUAAGAAUGCAUAUCAUAAGAAAAUGAUGGUGCAGUGGUGGUUUACUGGUCUUUGUAGUUCUUUAAUUAUUUGUUAAUGAUUCCUACUCUAAGCAAAUUAGAAUGACCUGGAUCAAAGUAAACAGUUUUCAGAAUAUUAUUCCCUCUCCAGAAAAUGGAUCCACUUCAGUUACCAGUGCCAUGGGUGACUGUCUCAAAAACAACCCAAGGCCUCAAAUGUAAAAUAUGUCUGAGUAAUAAAAAGAAAUAAGCUUGGAAUUUCAUGAAACUGAAGAUACCACAUUCCUUUAAAAGUAGUAACAAUGCUUAGGGCCCGUAGGGUGUUUUUUUUCUGAAACUAAACAGUUUACCUUGCUUUAGGUUUAUGAAGCAGCAUUAAGAAUUACAUCUUGAUCCAACACCUUAUAUGUAAUAAAUGUGAACUAUUGUGAUUUGACAUUCUUCCACUUACUAUAUUUUUUUGUCUGACAGUAGUUGAAUGUAAUUGCUGGAGAAUCAUGGGAUACACAUUCCAGAUUAUGGCAGUCAGGCCUUGGAUGUCUUUGUCACCCCUCUUCAGCUAGUAGUUUUUACAUUAUCGUAGUUUUCUGAGGUUAUUUUAUUGGUACUGUUUAAACUUUUAGAAAGAAUGUCUCCUGUCUGCUGCUAUAACUGACUAUUUACUUACCUGUAUCUUUUAGCUCAGGAAAUGACUUCACCUAUACAUUCAGUUGAACAAAUCUUUAACAGGGUCACUAAAUAAAUUGGGCUAUUUAACAACUGUCAUACUGUAACAAAUUCUUUUAUAAAAUGCAAAGUUUCUAAAGCUCUGGCUUGGCUAUAAUUCUUUUAUAUAAAAUUAUAUAUCAUGAUUAAACUACCAGCAUUGUAAAGAGAAGGUUGAAUAUUAUGGGAGAUGCAUACAAAUAUAACAGAUUGGAUUUAAAGGAUUCCAAUUAUUUUUAAAACUUGUUUCAACUUUCAGUGGAGAAAGGGUUAAAGGGUGAAAGCAGUUGGAUAAUGGUGCAUGUUAGAAGGAUGAAGUCCUUUGCAUACUAAAGGUACAGUAUUGUGGAAAAAAUCGUCUUAUUACUUUUUCCUGAUUGGCAAAUGUUUGGUCAUCUGUUCUUGUUUGGGUUUUUUUUUUUUUUUGAUGUAGUUAAAAGCAGAGUUUAGUAGCUAAAUAUUUUAUAACGUAACUAUUUAAAACAUUUUUGUUUUCACCGAUAGCCACAAGAUAUUUUGUUUUACUCCUGCAAGGUAUUUUUAUAAAAUGCUGACUUUUAUUUUGUAUAAGGGUUUUGAGAUAGUAUUCCAAAUGAUAUAUUUCAUUUUACUUCCAGUGCAGCUGAAAUAAUCAGACUUCUUGAUUAAAUUGAAAUCAGAAACUGCAACUUUAAAAAAGGGAGGGGGGAAAAAUAGAGAAGUACAAAAUAUAACUGAUUAGUAUGUAAAGCGUUAUAGAAUUAUUUCUUGGUUGUAAUACAAUGGGGAGUGUGGGAGGGCUGUCAGUUGUUGUAAAUGGUGGAAAUGAUUUGUUGUGUAACUAUGUAAAUGUUAAUUGGGACUACAGUCCUCUAUUUUGUAUAUUGGAGCAAAAACUUCUAUUAAAUAAAGUAUGUUCUCUAAAGGUAAGUACUGUAUCCUUUGUAGAUCCCUAAUGG
This is a messenger RNA of Struthio camelus australis, 3793 nucleotides long. NCBI's taxonomy places the organism in Eukaryota, Metazoa, Chordata, Aves, Struthioniformes, Struthionidae. The record is from RefSeq and is a predicted model, not a curated record.